AAUAUUUUGAUUGAAAUGUAAAUUACAAUUGCCCUAACAAUAAAAACAGUCACGGAUACACACAAACUCACCGAUCGUGAGAGCUGGGGAGAGAGAGAUCGCUUUCACUAGCCGGUAAACUGACCUUCAUUCGCCGGAAAAAUCAAAAUUUCAGGAAAAGAUAAUCUAGGGUUUCGGUUAGAACUGUAUUGACUGUGAUAUGCCGCAUCUGGUACGUGAGAACUUAUAUAUUGGCAACAUUAGUGACGCUGCAGAGGUUCUUCAGAAUGGUAGUGAGGAAAUCACUCAUAUACUAUCAAUCCUUAGUUCUGCAUCAAUAUCAUUUUUCUCGGAAUGGCGUAGUGGUCUAUCGAUCCCUACUGAAGAGAUUUGCAAGGUCUAUGCUGGGGACUCAGAGCUUGAGGAUGUUUCGGGUGGCAGUUCAAAGAGUUCCUUGUCACCAGAAAAGCUUCUGUACUCGUUGGAGUAUGCAGGCAACGAUUUGAAAUUGGUGAGGAUGGCUGUACCGCUGAGAGAUACUGAGAAUGAGAAUUUGUUGGAUUAUUUGGACGUGUGUUUGAAUUUCAUCGAUAAGAGUCGAAAAGAGGGGUCUGUGUUGGUGCAUUGCUUUGCUGGUGUAUCAAGAAGUGCAGCUAUCAUUACUGCGUAUCUGAUGAGAACUGAACAACUAUCUCAAGAAGAUGCACUUGAAUCUUUACAGAAAAGCUGUGAAUUUGUUUGCCCCAAUGAUGGUUUUUUGGAACAGCUAAAAAUGUUCGAAGAAAUGGGUUUCAAGGUUGACCACGCUUGCCCUAUAUACAAACGCUUCCGUUUGAAAGUAUUAGGCGAUUCUUACAAUUGUGGAGAAAGAAUAGACACUUCUAAAUUUGGGGCUGAUCCUGGCUUGCCAACAGAAGAGGCCUCCUCCGAUGUAGGUACAUCUGGGAAUAGCAUAAGAGUUUCUACUGCUGCAUAUCGUUGCAAGAAAUGCCGGAGAGUUGUUACAUUGCAAGAGAAUAUUGUGGAUCAUGUUCCAGGAGAGGGGGAGACAUCCUUUGGCUGGCAUAAGAGGAAAGGCGGCAAUCCUUUCAACAAGUGUGAUGAGAUUGAGUGCUCAUCCAUCUUUGUUGAACCUCUACGUUGGAUGACGACAGUUGAAGAAGGUGCAUUGGAGGGCAAGCUUUUAUGUGUACAUUGUGAAGCUCGCUUGGGUUACUUCAACUGGUCAGGCAUCCAAUGCAGUUGUGGUAGCUGGAUCACCCCAGCCUUUCAGCUCCAUAAAAGCCGAGUUGACAUUAGCACUGUCUGAUAUUUUUCAACACAGAAGAGGUAUGUGUCUAUCGCCUUGCUUGAAGAUAGAAGAUGGUAAAGAGGGGGCUUAUAUGUACCCCGACAUCUACCUAGUAAUAAUUUUAAAUUGUGGUACCAACAUCUACCUAGUAAUAAUUUUAAAUUGUGGUACCAAUACUAUGAGAGCACAGUUUUUGAGUCGAGGGUUGGAUGUUUGAGAACUAGUUUAUGUUUGCUUGCAUUUUGUAUGAUGUCUUUGACGAUCAUCAGCUGGGUAGUGAUGUUGUAAGUGCGUGGCCUUCUGUGUGGCUUAAGUCAUAUGAUUUUUGUAUUUCCACAUUCAGGUUUAUAUGCUUCAGCACUUUGGAUUCA
Camellia sinensis is the source of this 1641-nucleotide messenger RNA. The record is from RefSeq and is a predicted model, not a curated record. NCBI's taxonomy places the organism in Eukaryota, Viridiplantae, Streptophyta, Magnoliopsida, Ericales, Theaceae.